UACAUUUGCGCAAACAUCUAUGGGUUAGAGGAGGUUAAUGAAUGAGAAUAUAUUAGAGUAAGAAGCAUGGUAUUUAUAGUCCUGUCGCCGCAUGUGACGGGCUGGCGUGUGUGCGCAGCCUCAUGUAAACUACAAAUGCAGGACAUGCAUAUAAAGAGAAACGCUCCACUCACUCACGCCAUGGUCCACAGCGAGGAGGAACUGUCCACGGCACUUGAGUGCUGAAAUUCUCCUUGGAGACCGAUAGACAAUAGUGUCAGUAAAUCACAAGUGUUCAGGAAAAACUUGAUUAACAGCAAACUUAAUUUUGUUUCACUCAGAAAACAAUACUUACUGUGUUUUGAACCAACGACCGAUAGUCCGACCGAUAUAAUCAUCCAGUUAGUUUACUCCCUCUACGGAAAGGAGCGAUGGCUUUCAUGGUGAAACACAUGAUAGGCGGACAGUUGAAGGACCUGACCGGGGGAGUCGGGGAGGAGAAGCCUGAAGCAGAGAAGACCGAGGCCGCGGCGAAAGGGAUGACUGAAGAAGAGUUCGAACAGUACCAGGAACAACUGGCGGAGGAAAAGGUGGAGAGAGAGGCCAGUUUUGCCCAGAAGAAGGCAGAGAGAGCCACAAUCCGAACGCACUUCAGGGACAAGUACCGGCUACCAAAGAGCGAGCUGGAUGAGACUCAGAUCCAGCAGGCGGGUGACGACGUGGAGCUGCCCACCGAGCUGGCCCAGAUGAUCGCCCAGGACAACCAGGAGGAGGAGCAGAAGCAGUCGGUCCUGGGCCAGCUCACCAGGCUCCAGAACAUGGACUUGGACCAGCUGAAGGACAAGGCCCAGACCACCGUGGAAGACCUCAAGAAGACGGCGGACAAGUGUGAGGUCAUGUGAUCCCAGGGCAGAGAGGAGAGGAAGUCGUCCAUGUGCUCAGCGUGUUCUAAAUAAACUGUCAGGUUUGUGUGAGGAUAAUUGAUGUUGCCCUCUGUGUGAGUUCACAACAUUACAUGUCACUUGAUAGAUGAAAUGAAACACACUUUUGUUCAACAUGUUGUGAAGUAAAUGAUGUAAAGUAGCAUAGCGAGUUACCACGAUACGACCAUGAAAAAAGGACACAUUUGUAAAUAUCACCUGAAACAUUCAAACUUCUCCUCUGUUUUCCUUUUAAUAAAAUGUUCUAUCGCUGUUUGGGAUUUCUCGUGUGAAGGUGAUGAGUUAUUCUGAGUUAUUCUCAAAGACUGAGUUAGUCUUAAUACCUCAAAGGCUGAAUUAGUCUUAAUAACUCAAAGACUGAGUUAGUCUUAAUAACUCAAAGACUGAGUUCAUCUUAAUAACUCAAAGACUGAGUUAGUCUUAAUAACUCACCACUGUAUUACAUAACUGGCCAUGAUGACAUGUUACUAAUCAGUUCUGAUGCUGAAACUUCAGAUAACGAAAUCUGGUUAGUUCCACAGGAGUUGGGUGUGGAUAUCACAGGAGUUAAUUUAGUUGGGUGUGGAUAUCACAGGAGUUUCACAGCACUAAUCUAAGUGGAGGGCACAGUCACCUGGCAGAUCCUGUGUCAUAUUGUGUUACUGUAGAACUGUGCUUAUUAUAUUUUUCCGAUAGGGGUCAAAAAAUGACCGUAUAAUGGUAAAAAGAACAGGCUAAACAUUUGGUAACAAGGUGUUUUUCACUUUCUGAUUUUUAUUUUGUGGGAAGUUUUAUUGAAAGCCUUUAUUGUCAUUGUAUUUGCAUACAACGGAAUUAUAGGCCACUUGAUAUGUGUGAUCUUUUGACCUUCAUGUGAUGAACAUUGGUUUUCAUCUGAAACACUGUACAUUUAAAUAAAUAGCUAUUAAAAUGUC
Molecule: messenger RNA, 1834 nt
Organism: Clupea harengus (Atlantic herring)
Lineage: Eukaryota; Metazoa; Chordata; Actinopteri; Clupeiformes; Clupeidae
Gene: cplx3a
Product: complexin 3a
Biological process (GO): neurotransmitter transport; regulation of neurotransmitter secretion; synaptic vesicle exocytosis
Cellular component (GO): SNARE complex; terminal bouton
Molecular function (GO): syntaxin binding
Source: RefSeq, a predicted model, not a curated record